UUCUUGCUUUCAAUACGUAAAAGAAUUGGUUUUUCUCAACUAUCACUUGGCUACAACACUUGUUUGCGAGAUUUUUUCUUUUUUGGUGGUGGUGGUCAACGCUCUAUCGACCCGGACAGCCAGGCAAUAUUUUUGGACUGCUUGCCAGAACUCGUGGAAUUCACUCUUUCAAAUGUCAAUAUGUCGCCAUCUCAGUACUCGCUCAACCCACUGACCAAUGAGCUUAGCUACCGUGCCCUACCUGGCGUACGAGAAUACGUAGUGCACAGCGAUGCACAAAUAUGGUCAAUCACCAGCAUCGCCUUCUUAACACUGUGCGCCAUCUUCUCCUAUGUUAUGCGAGAUAUCGUCUACAUGCGAUGGGUGAUAGGUUGCGCCCUGGCUGCAUGGGUAUGGAUCAAAUUUAACACCGUGAAAGAAGAAAGCAUCUUGGCGGUUCGGAAUGUGGGAGUGCAGGUCAAAACAACGUACCUGAGUGGGCGCUCGGUGUCCCAAUUCAUAGAACGGUCGCGGGUAUGUGACAUUAUCAUUCACGAAGCUAUCACCAUGUGGCAAGUCAAGUUCUACAUGGCCAUUAUUACCGCCAAGCAGGAUAAGAUGACAGUUGUGUUUGAGCACCUUCUACCGCCAUUAAACCCAACCUUAAUAACCGUCUAUCAUGGAGCAAGGUCCAUGAUUUUCUCCGAUACCAACCCAUAGAGCCCAACAUCACCAUACCUCGAGA
This is a messenger RNA of Umbelopsis ramanniana AG, 724 nucleotides long. RefSeq lists its product as uncharacterized. Gene Ontology annotation, cellular component: glycosylphosphatidylinositol-N-acetylglucosaminyltransferase (GPI-GnT) complex. Gene Ontology annotation, biological process: GPI anchor biosynthetic process. The record is from RefSeq and is a predicted model, not a curated record. The transcript is spliced from 4 exons. The coding region runs from base 181 to 699 and encodes 172 amino acids. NCBI's taxonomy places the organism in Eukaryota, Fungi, Mucoromycota, Umbelopsidomycetes, Umbelopsidales, Umbelopsidaceae.